AAUUAUGAGCUAGAGUUAGAAGAGCGCCAGUAGUGAAUCUUUUAUACAUUCACAUUAACUUUAUAGUUUUUUUUUCUUCUGUACUCUAUCCUCACGUAAUCCCUCUGGUCAGUCUGACAGAUGAUCCAUUUUGCCAGAUGAUUAUCAACUGAGUUUUACAUCUAAAUCUCAUUGCAGAAUAAGUGGCCUGACAUUUUUAUUUCUUGAUUCAUUUGAGUGUUAUGUGGCUAAAAUUCAGCAUAUUCACUCUCAAGCACAAAUGGACACAGCACAGUGGAACAAACUGCCUGAUGUCAUUUAACUACAUUAGAUGUCCUUCCUCUCAAAGAUGUCAUUGUCCAGCCUUUGUCAACUGUCAUUCUGAUCUAUUCUUUGCAGGAGAACAUCCGUCUUUGAAGCUGUAAUUUGUAGACUAGAAGAAGUCUUUCAGAAGCAAUAAACAUUGAUAUUAAAACAAGAGGGCGAUAGGUUUGUAGGCCUAUAAUACAGGAUGUAGAAACUUUGAGGUGACCGAGAACGACAGCAAGACAGAGAGUGCAUGGAGGUGAAAGAAGGUCUGCAAUCUAGCAGCAGGCUGACAAUACUCCAAAGCUCGUAAGCCAUUCAGCUGCAGUCAGCCAGAGAUAUUUUUUGUGUAAUCUGACCCGCCUGUCUACAUAGACAGUUCUGGGCCCUACCAGUAUGGCGGGGCAGCGUUACAGCCCCAUGCCCCCCUUUUUAGCCAGCAUGACACCCCCACAGCCAGCAAACGACCCACCCCUCACAGAUUCACAUGGCGGCUGAGUAUCUGCCAGGUGGGGCUGGAUCUGUGUACUGUUUUGAAGUAAAACUCACUGUAGCUCUGCGUAAAAACACCAACAAUGGACAGGAAACCGAAUCUGAACCGAGCUGAGACGUUCUCCUUCGUCAACCCCUGGAUCAGAUAUUUUCUCUUCUUCUUCAGCUUCUUAUUUUGGGUUUUCUCCUUGUUGAUUGUUGCCAUUGGGGUGUAUGCUAAAGUCCAGAAAGCUACAGGUACAUACAUCACACCUUUUUCACAUUCAGACACAGUGCGAGACACAUUCCUGAUCGACCCGGCUGUCAUCCUAAUUGUGGUGGGGGUGGUCAUGUUCUUCAUCACUUUCUGUGGUUGCAUCGGAGCCCUCCGAGAGAACAUUCGCCUCCUCAAGACAUUCUCCUUCAGCCUGACACUAGUCUUCCUCACCCAGCUGGCCAUAGCAAUUCUGGGCUUCUUCUACUCUGAUCAGACUCAGGAUGCUUUUGGAAAGUUUGUGAAGAAAGCCAUCGUGCACUACAGGGAUGACCUGGAUCUGCAGAACCUGAUGGAUUACAUCCAGAAAGAGUUCAAGUGUUGUGGGUGGAACAACUACACAGACUGGUCUUGGAAUCUGUACUUUAAUUGUACACAUGAGAACCCCAGCUCCGAGCGCUGUGCUGUGCCUUACUCCUGCUGCACUCCUGUUCCUGGAGAGGCAGUGGUCAACACUAUGUGCGGUUUUGGGGUUCAAACCCAGAACUACCUGGAGGCAAACAAGUCAAUCUACCCAGUAGGCUGUGCGGACAGAGCAGUGAUGUGGAUCGAGUCUCAUCUGUUGCUGGUGGGCUCUCUCGCCCUGGGUCUGGCCUUGCCUCAGAUUGCAGGCAUUGUGCUGUCCCAGAUGCUGAUCUCUCAGAUCCAGGAUGAGAUUACCUCAGUGUUGUGAGAGUGGGCCGAGGGGAAGAGGAGGGAAGAAAAGAACUUACAGUACUCCGCUCAGCUCCUCUAACAUGCGCAAGAACAUCUUUUUUUUUUUUUACUGCUACUGUUCCACUGCAAUGUUUGAGUACAUUUCUCAUUCUUAACAUGCUGUUGUCUACAGGCAUAAGUGUGGCGCACUUUAUUGUAUUACUCAAACAGUCAUCACAUGCAAAGUGUAUAUUUAUUGAUUUUGAACAUGGUUUUUGUAUUGAUCUUGACAUGAAGAUUUUAUUUCUGAAAGGAAUUUAUAUUUAAAUGCGAUGUUUGCAAAUAAAAUUCAGAGGAAGAA
Siniperca chuatsi (mandarin fish) is the source of this 2027-nucleotide messenger RNA. It is a transcript of the gene tspan33b, whose product is annotated as tetraspanin 33b. NCBI's taxonomy places the organism in Eukaryota, Metazoa, Chordata, Actinopteri, Centrarchiformes, Sinipercidae. The record is from RefSeq and is a predicted model, not a curated record. The coding region runs from base 861 to 1703 and encodes 280 amino acids. The transcript is spliced from 8 exons. Gene Ontology annotation, cellular component: membrane.